AUGCAUGAUGUAAAGCUCUCAGGGCCAUCACUUCCACAGAACCAAAGGUUCUCACUUGCAGUAUUUGCAAUGACCCCAGUUUGUGGAGCCAAAUUCAGCUUCACCAAUCAGCUUGCCCAACGAUAUCCAAUGGCGGAUUCCAUGUCCAAUCACCCUUACACAGACCCAUGUAAACCUUUUCACGUGUUUCCUUUCCCGUCGGCUUUGCUGACCAUCCCCAAAGACAUCUACGCCAGUUCAGAAGACCCAGCGGAUCCUCAAAUCCGAUGUUCUGCCUGCAACAGCCGCACGCUGGCGGAUUAUCGAGGCCACAUCAAAACUGCCGCGCAUCGUGCCGCUGUUCAGCGACGUAUCGAGCGAGAUGCAGCCGACAAAGUCAUGCUUCGUUCAAUCCAAGCAAACCACGAUGAUCGCAUGGAAGACCAAGACCAUGAUACACCAGAGCAACAAUACAUUGAUCAAGAAGACCCUCCGGCACCUGAUUCACCCAAACACCCGCUCACUCCUCUCUCUUAUCUUCGAGAUCUACACGGCACUGGGAUUUCCGAAGGAUCAUCGGACUCCGACCACUCGGAUAACAUUUUGGAUUUCCAAUUGCUUCGUCAAGCCUUAGAAGCAAUGAACAACCUGGGUGACCAUCCCGUCGAAGACCAUCCCGUCGAAGACCAUCCCGCCGAAGACGCAGACGAGAACCCCGAGGAGAUGGCCUUAGACGAUGAUAUACUUGAUGUGGAUCCAGCGGAUUUGAAUGGGUGGUAUCCAUUCGCAAAUAAAGAGGUUGUCUCAAUCUGGAAGCCAGAAAACGUGGCUUCUUCAAAAUCCAUACCAAUCCUCGCCAAAUUCACCAAGGGACGAAUUGUCCCUUUUUAUGGCAUGCGAGAGUUUAUCACCUCCGAACGAGUCUUUCCAUGUGACAUAAAGGUGAAAGGCUGUGGAAUCCCUCAUCAAUAUGCAGCACAAUUGUCACGAUGGUGA
Molecule: messenger RNA, 975 nt
Organism: Melampsora larici-populina 98AG31
Lineage: Eukaryota; Fungi; Basidiomycota; Pucciniomycetes; Pucciniales; Melampsoraceae
Exons: 4
Coding region: 1-975 (324 amino acids)
Source: RefSeq, a predicted model, not a curated record